Lipotes vexillifer (Yangtze River dolphin) is the source of this 2612-nucleotide messenger RNA. RefSeq names its product ral guanine nucleotide dissociation stimulator (gene RALGDS). The transcript has 18 exons. Bases 1 to 2529 code for a protein of 842 amino acids. Gene Ontology annotation, biological process: Ras protein signal transduction. NCBI's taxonomy places the organism in Eukaryota, Metazoa, Chordata, Mammalia, Artiodactyla, Lipotidae. Gene Ontology annotation, cellular component: plasma membrane. The record is from RefSeq and is a predicted model, not a curated record. Gene Ontology annotation, molecular function: guanyl-nucleotide exchange factor activity.
AUGGUGCAGCGCAUGUGGGCCGAGGCGGCCGGGCCUGCGGGCGGCGCCGAGCCGCUGUUUCCGGGCUCCCGGCGGAGCCGCAGCGUGUGGGACGCAGUGCGCCUGGAGGUGGGCGGCCCCGACAGCUGCCCGGUGGUGCUGCACAGUUUCACGCAGCUCGAUCCCGACCUGCCGCGUCUGGAGAGCUCCACGCAGGAGAUUGGCGAGGAGCUGGUCAACGGCGUCAUCUACUCCAUCUCCCUACGCAAGGUUCAGGUGCACCAUGGCGCCAACAAGGGCCAGCGCUGGCUCGGGUAUGAAAAUGAGUCGGCCCUGAACCUGUACGAGACCUGCAAGGUGCGGACCGUGAAGGCAGGCACGCUAGAGAAGCUGGUGGAGCACCUGGUGCCCGCCUUCCAGGGCAGCGACCUCUCCUAUGUCACCAUCUUCCUGUGCACCUACCGAGCCUUCACCACCACCCAGCGGGUCCUGGACCUGCUGUUCCAAAGAUACGGGUGCAUCCUCCCUUAUUCCAGCGAGGACGGCGGACCUCAGGACCAACUGAAAAAUGCCGUCUCCUCCAUCCUGGGCACCUGGCUGGACCAGUACUCCGAGGACUUCUGUCAGCCCCCGGACUUCCCCUGCCUCAAGCAGCUGGUGGCCUACGUGCAGCUCAACAUGCCCGGCUCUGACCUGGAGCGCCGGGCCCACCUUCUCCUGGCCCAGCUGGAGCACACAGAGCUCACCAAGGCAGAGCCGGAGGCUCUGGCUCCAGCUCUGAAGCCAACUGCAGCCCUCGAGCCAGUGCCGGCUCCAGCUCUAGCACCCAGGCCGGUGCCAGGUCCAGACCUCGAGCCAGCUCUGGCACCAGCACCAUCUCCAGCCCCAGAGCCUUCCUGGCCUUCACCUGUGGCUGCAGAGAACGGGCUGGGUGAAGAGAAGCCUCACCUCCUGGCGUUCCCGCCCGACCUGGUGGCAGAGCAGUUCACGCUGAUGGACGCGGAGCUGUUCAAGAAGGUGGUGCCCUACCACUGCCUGGGCUCCAUCUGGUCCCAGCGGGACAAGAGGGGCAAGGAACACCUGGCUCCCACCGUCCGUGCCACCGUCGCCCAGUUCAACAGUGUGGCCAACUGCGUCAUCACCACCUGCCUCGGGGACCGGAGCGUGACGGCCCGCGCCAGGGCCCGGGUGUUGGAGCACUGGAUCGAGGUGGCCCGGGAGUGCCGGGUCCUCAAGAACUUCUCGUCCCUCUACGCCGUCCUCUCUGCUCUGCAGAGCAACUCCAUCCACCGGCUGAAGAAGACGUGGGAGGAAGUCUCCAGGGACAGCCUCCGCAUCUUUCAGAAGCUGUCGGAGAUUUUCUCAGAUGAGAACAACUACUCCCUAAGCAGAGAGCUGCUCAUCAAGGAGGGGACCUCCAAGUUUGCCACCCUGGAGAUGAACCCCAAGAGAGCCCAGAGGCGGCCGAAGGAGGUGGGUGUCAUCCAGGGCACCGUCCCCUACCUGGGCACGUUCCUCACAGACCUGGUGAUGCUGGACACUGCAAUGAAGGACUAUCUGUAUGGGAGACUGAUCAACUUUGAGAAGAGGAGGAAGGAAUUCGAAGUGAUCGCCCAGAUCAAGCUGCUCCAGUCGGCCUGCAACAAUUACAGCAUCGCACCCGAAGAGCACUUUGGGGCCUGGUUCCGGGCUAUGGAGCGGCUCAGCGAGUCUGACAGCUACACCUUGUCGUGUGAGCUGGAGCCCCCUUCCGAGUCGGCCAGCAGCACCCUCAAGGUCAAGAAGAACACGGCCAUCGUCAAGCGCUGGAGCGACCGCCAGGCCCCCAGCACGGAGCUCAGUACCGGCAGCAGCUGCCACUCCAAGUCCUGUGACCAGCUCAGGUGCGGCCCCUACCUCAGCAGCGGGGACGUUGCCGACGCACUGAGUGUCCACUCGGCCGGCUCCUCCAGCUCCGAUGUGGAGGAGUUCACCAUGAGCUUUGUCCCAGAGUCCCCUGACGGCCAGGGCAAGAAGUUCUGGGAGUGCACCUCCCAGUCGUCCCCGGAGACCUCCGGCAUCAGCUCGGCCUCCAGCAGCACCUCGUCCUCCUCAGCCUCCACCACGCCCGUGGCCACCACACGCACCCACAAGCGCUCCGUGUCAGGGGUCUGCAGCUACAGCUCCUCCCUGCCCCUCUACAACCAGCAGGUGGGCGACUGCUGCAUCAUCCGGGUGAGCCUGGACGUGGACAACGGCAACCUGUACAAGAGCAUCCUGGUGACCAGCCAAGACAAGGCUCCAGCUGUAAUCCGCAAAGCCAUGGACAAACACAACCUGGAUGACGAUGAGCCAGAAGACUACGAGCUGGUGCAGGUUAUUUCGGACGAUCGAAAGCUGAAGAUCCCUGACAACGCCAAUGUGUUCUACGCCAUGAACUCUACUGCCAACUAUGACUUUGUCCUAAAGAAACGGACCUUCACCAAGGGGGCAAAGGUCAGGCAUGGAGCCAGCUCUACCCUCCCCCGCAUGAAGCAGAAGGGACUCAAGAUUGCCAAGGGCAUCUUCUAACUUGUCCCUAGCUGGCCAGCCACAGAGCUGCCCUUCCCAGGGUCUAGCUGGCUGGGCAACUAAGCACUUACAGACUACAGUGG